AUGGGCAGAACGGAUGACUCGCCGAGGCAGUCCAUCGCGUUGGGCGCCCACAAGACGAAGAGCAAGGAGUUCUAUGACAUCGUCAGGCACAUAGGCGAAUGUAAGAACAAGUCGGACGAGGACGCCAUCAUGCGCAGGGAGGUCAUGAUGCUGCGCACGGUCCUCACUGGGCCGAAGUUGGAGAAGGCCAAGCUCAAGGAGUAUCUCAUUCGCCUCAUGUACGUCGAGAUGCUCGGCCACGACGCCGCGUUCGGCUACAUCCACGCAGUGAAGGCGACGAACGAGUCGGAAGUAUCGCUGAAGCGUGUCGGAUACCUCGCCACCUCCGCCUUCCUCGACGAAAACCAUGAACUCAUCAUCCUCAUCGUCAACACCGUGCAGCAAGAUCUCAAGAGCGACAACUACCUGGUGGUGUGUGCGGCGCUCACCACCAUCUGCAGGCUGGUCAACGAGGAAACCAUCCCGGCUGUGCUGCCGCAGGUUACGGAGCUUCUCAACCACCCGCAGAUGCACGUGAGGAAGAAGGCGGUGAUGGCGCUGCACAAGUUCCACCUGAAAUCCCCUUCGUCGGUGUCGCACCUGCACGGCAAGUUUCGGCAGAUGCUCUGCGACAAGGACCCGAGCGUCAUGUCCGCGGCGCUCUGCGCGCUGCACGACCUGACCAUCUCGGAUCCCGGUCCGCAGAAGAACCUCGUGCCUUCAUUCGUGUCAAUCCUCAAGCAGGUGGUGGAGCACAGGCUGCCCAAAUCGUACGACUACCACCGCGUGCCGGCUCCGUUCAUUCAGAUCCGGCUGCUGAAGAUCCUCGCCGCGCUGGGCGCGGCGGACCAGAAGGCGGCGACAGAGAUGUACUCGGUGCUGAACGCUGUUCUCAAGAAGGGCGAUAAUCAUAGCAGCAUAGGAAACGCCAUCGUUUACGAGUGUGUGCGCACCGCGGCGAGCAUCUACCCAUCGCCGGUGCUGCUGGAGCACUGCGCCGGGGUGGUGUCCAGGUUCGUCAAGUCCUCCAACAACAACCUCAAGUACGCCGGGCUGGAUGCGCUGUCGUGCAUCGUGAACAUCAACCCGAACUACGCUACGGAGCACCAGAUGGCGGUGGUGGACUGCCUGACGGACCCGGACGAGAGCCUCAGGAAGAAGACGCUGGAUCUUCUGUACCGCAUGACCAAGUCGAAUAAUGUCGAGGUCAUCGUGGAGAAGAUGAUGGAUUUCCUGAGGGACGCGACGGACCACCACUUGCGGGAGGAGACCGCGACCCGCAUCGGCGAGCUGGCGGAGAGGUACGCUCCGAGCACGCAGUGGUUCAUAACCACGAUGAACGUCCUGUUCGAGGUUGGCGGCGACGUCGUGAAGCAGUCCACGGCUCACAAUCUCAUGGCGCUCAUCGCGGAGGGCAGCGGCGAGGACGCCAACGACGCGACGCUCCGACGCUCCGCCGUCGCCGCCUACCUCGGGCUCAUCUCCAAACCCAGGAUCCCGCGGGUGCUCUUCGAGGUGAUCCUAUGGGUCGUGGGCGAGUACGGGACGCUGAGCGGUCAGAGUCCCCAGGCGCUGAUGGACACACUUUGUACCGCGGUUGAGGCCCAGCCCGAGGGCGACGCGGUGCAGGCGCAGGCGAUGACCGCGUGCGCCAAGCUCGCGGCUGCGGGCGGGGGUCAGCUGUCGGAGAAGGCGACCAAACUCGUGAACCGAAAUCUGAACAGCAGAAGUAUUGACCGCCAGCAGCGAGCCUACGAGAUCACGGCGCUUCUGCGGGAGAACCCGGCGCUUGUCGCGGCGGCGUUACCGCAGGAUGCCAGCUGCGAGGAUCUCGAGGUAAACCCGGCUUUGCCAGCCCUGGACGCGUACGUCAACAAGGCUCUCGCCGAGGGUGCUUCGGCGUACCUUCAGCCGUCCGAGCGUUCUACGGGCCUGAGGGAGGCCGGGGGCGGCGGGUUAUCUCACGAGGUCGCGGGAUCGCUUCGGUUUGAUGCCUACGACGCGCCC
Micromonas commoda is the source of this 1986-nucleotide messenger RNA. RefSeq lists its product with no specific name. The transcript has 2 exons. Gene Ontology annotation, biological process: receptor-mediated endocytosis; intracellular protein transport. Gene Ontology annotation, molecular function: cargo adaptor activity. NCBI's taxonomy places the organism in Eukaryota, Viridiplantae, Chlorophyta, Mamiellophyceae, Mamiellales, Mamiellaceae. The record is from RefSeq and is a predicted model, not a curated record. Gene Ontology annotation, cellular component: AP-4 adaptor complex; membrane coat. The annotation marks the transcript as partial.